CCGACCCCAAUAAUACUUCAUCCACCUCACCGACCUGGUUAUGAAACACCGGGGCACCGGGCUGUCGGGCAAAACGGAUUCCUGUUGGGGCUCCCGCCCUUGCAAAACCAUAUUCGUUUUUAUCAACUGAAAUCGGGGUGUUUUAGGAUACAAUUGUAAUUAUUUCCAGAAAUCAGCGCGGGCAUUUUUAAAUUUUCCUUCCAUUUCCAACCGUGCCGGGAAAACAAACAAAUACGCAGGAGCCCAUGGCCGGAGUCCAGUAGUCGGAGAAUUAGUUUUUCGACAAGUUAUCGCCGGGGAAAUUGGAUACGGGAGGAUUCAAUUAACUGCUGAAUUUCUGCUCGCUCUCUGUCUCUCUCUCUAUCGCUUUUCGUUAUAUUUGGGGCCACGCUAACGAUCAAAUCAGAAAAUCCAAAAUGUUUCCGGAAAAUGGAUGCAUGGAAACCCUAAUCCAGAAUGAAAGCAUAUCAGAUGAUGAUGAAGUGGAUCAUUAUGUUGUAUACAACCACAACUAUUUUGACCAACUUAAAGGCAUAUAUCAACGGAAUAAAAAGGCACCCAAAGCUACAGGAGAUGAGAUAAAUGAAGGCCUGAAGAUAUCACAAAAUGGGGUUCAUGAACCUGAUUUUGCAGAACGAAAGACCAUAUCAUCAGUGGAGGUGCAUGAUUCAGAUGCUUCCCUUGUUGGAGGUCAAGUUUGGAGGCAUGAAUUUAUAAAUGAAAAGAGCGAAGUACUUCAGAUGUAUCAAAACAAGGAACUUAUUGGGUCCUCUGAUAAGCACAGUAUCAUUGAUGGGGCACGAAACUUGGGCACUUGCUCUCUUGGAGGGCAUAUUCAAACUCAUGAAACUUUAAAAGAGAACAGUGGAUUUGAUUCAGAAGAAGAUUUGAAUGAUCCUUUCGAGGAAGAAACUAUUUCAGAUGAGGAGAAUGGUAUGCUCUCUGAUUAUCCGUUAAUCAAUGGAACUUCUGAACUUCAAGGACACUUCAAAAAUUGUCAGAAUGAGAAUCAAGUGGAUCAAUAUCAAUCGUCUCAGUGGGAUAUGAUUUUUAAGGAAGCCGAGCAACUUGCAGCUCUACAUAACAGGUCCAGCUGUUCCUCGUCCCUUGCCAACCAUCCUGAAGUGGAAAAGUCCCGGAAAGGUGGCAGAGGAAAAUCCAGAUUCAAGUUCUCUAUUCGUCCACAGUUAUAUACAAAGGCAGUUUCAUGGCCAUCAGUUCCAAGGGAUGACCGUUUGUGUGGGCUUUCUGAAGGGCUAGCUGAGUUAGAGGAUUAUGGGCAUACAAGAACACAACAAUCUAUAGCAAAACAGCUGCAGUAUCUUCAUGAAAAAAAUGAUUCACCAAAUUGGCCUUCUAACACAGUAAGUAAAGGAAAGGGGAAGAAAAAAUUAUUUACCGGGAAAGAAACCUUAUCUUCAUUCGCUUACAGAUGUAUUGACAAUGAAGACACCUGUGAGCCUUUGGACAACGUGGUGUCAACUGAUGAUGAGGAAAGCAACCAAAACGAUUCAAAAUUUGCGAGUGUGUUGGUCCAAGAGAGAACAAUGGCGGACUGCUUUCAGGAAGCCUUCAAUGUCAGUCCAGAGAUUGUUGGCGGUUCUGUCUUUCCUAUAAACAAACAGAAAAGUUUUGGAUAUUUUGGGAGGUUGCAGCAGAUCAUAAGAAAUGAGAAGGAUAAGCAUUUGGAUUUCUUGAAGCUGUCACAAGCAAAAACAAAUUCUCAUGAUGAAACUAGAUUUGCUGAUGUGCGAAUAUUGUCAAGAUGCUUAGAAGCAAAAUUGACGGUUUGUCAUUGUUCAUUUGGAAAUAAAGCAGAGAGCUGUCAGGGCAUUAAGAGCUCACAAAACAUAGAAGAUGUCGGAGAAAGCUUUGGGACUGUUAUUUUUAGUUCAAGGAUCUGCAUGGAUGUAGAAAUAGAAAUUGGAAAGUUGAUUCGUAUUCAUCCACCAUGGAAAGAGGUAUCAAUUGCUGAGAAUGAGAAGAUUGUUCUAUGUACAUAUUUCUCCACUGUUUCAACAUGAUAUGAGCUUUUUUCACCCGGGAAGAGGGUCACUUCAUUUUUCCUCCUCAAGAACUCAUAUUCAGGGGAUUCAUUUUACGAUCUUCUUUGCCGGAUCCAAGAGAAUGUGCGUGGGGAAUUUGUGGUGAAACAAAGCAGUCUGCCCUUAGGUUGACCAAAUAUUCUUGCUUUUCUUUUGCUACUUGAAAGGAAAGUACACAGUGGUAGAAGGAGAUCACAAUCACCUUUGGCUGGCUGGUGGAUGUGGAAACGAGUUGGGGGUGUGCAACUUGGCUCAAAGUUCAAUAGAAAUUUUUUUAAAUUUGUUGACAAAUCCCGAGCAAAAGGCUUUAUAGCAAUCGGCUUUAUAUCUAAUGGACAUGAGUGAUUGUGAUUUCUUUACAUCAAAAGUAAGUAUUCUUAGAGUGUACAAUCCCUUUAUUAAAACUAGUUGCAAAAUUAGAUGAACCGAAUGGUUUAGACAUAUU
Molecule: messenger RNA, 2490 nt
Organism: Amborella trichopoda
Lineage: Eukaryota; Viridiplantae; Streptophyta; Magnoliopsida; Amborellales; Amborellaceae
Product: kinetochore protein
Source: RefSeq, a predicted model, not a curated record